Miscanthus lutarioriparius is the source of this 825-nucleotide messenger RNA. NCBI's taxonomy places the organism in Eukaryota, Viridiplantae, Streptophyta, Magnoliopsida, Poales, Poaceae. The record is from the annotation of a GenBank genome assembly.
AUGAGUGUGGUGACGGGGGCGCUGGGAAGCCUUGGCCCCAAGCUUCUUCAGCUGCUCCAUGGUGAGUACAAGCUCCAGAAGGGUGUGAGGAAGCAAGUGGAGUCGCUCUCCCGCGAGCUGGACAGCAUCUACCCUUUCCUCCACAAGGUCUCGGAUGUGCCAUGGGACCAGCUCGACGAGCAGGUCAAGUUGUGGGCGCGCGAGGUCAGGGAGGCAUCCUACGACAUGGAGGAUAUCAUCGACACCUUCCUCGUUCGCGUCGACGGCGGAAAGAACAACUCCGACUCGAGCAGCCUCAAACUUGCCAUGACGAAGCUGGGUGAGCUGUUCAGCAAGGCCAAGGCUCGCCGUGAUAUUGCAGCAAAGAUCAAGGACAUAACAAAGCGUCUCGAGGAGGUGGCCAACAAUCGUCAGAAGUACAAACUUGAUGAGAUUAUGUGCAAGCCACUCGCAGCAACGUCAACUAUUGAUCCCCGCCUUAAAGCUAUGUACAAAGAAGUGACACAACUUAUUGGCGUCGACAAGUCAAGCGACGAGCUCAUGUCUCUGCUGAAUCAAUCCCAACAGGAUCAUGAUGCCUCCGAUAAGAAGAUGAAGAUGGUUUCAGUUGUGGGAGUUGGAGGAUUGGGUAAAACCACUCUUGCCAGAGCGGUGUAUGACAAGCUUAAACCACAAUACGACUGCGGGGCUUUCAUUUCAAUCGGUCGGGAUCAUGACUUGGUAAAAGUUUUCAAGGAUAUUCUCUUUCAUCUUGACAGUGAAAACCAUAAGGACAUUCACAACACUGAGAGAGGCGUCGAGCUCCUCAUUCACCAACUCCGAUAA